AUGGAUGGACUAGAUCUUUCACCCUCCACGCCUGCUACUCGAGGCUACCAGCAGGAGAUGCUUGAAGAGAGUCUCCGCAAAAAUAUCAUUAUUGCCCUUGACACUGGGUCAGGCAAAACUCUUAUCGCCGUUCUCCGAUUGAAACAUGAGAUCCACCGUGAGCCAACCAAGGUUUGCUGGUUCUUUGCCCCAACGGUGGCGCUCUGCGAGCAGCAGAAAUCCGUCAUUCAAACUUAUCUCCCAGUAUCUGUCGGUCUGAUCUCAGGCUCACUUGAGCCAGACCAAUGGAGGAAUGCCGCUUUAUGGGAGAAGGUCAUCCGAACCCAUCGUGUGAUGGUUUCGACCCCGCAGGUUUUCCUUGACGCCCUCCGUCAUGGUUACUUAGUCCUUGGAAGGGACAUCUGCCUUUUAGUAUUCGAUGAAGCUCAUCAUGCUGUGGAUAACCAUCCAUAUAAUAGGAUCAUGCAAGAAUUCUACUUUGAUCUUCCUAUCCAAGGCUCCGAUUUCGUUCGGCCAGCUGUCUUGGGGCUGACUGCCAGUCCCAUCUAUGGAGGUAAUGUAGUCAAGGCAUUCCAGACCAUUGAGGCUAAUCUGGACAGCACCAUCCGUGCACCUCGCCGUCAUCGUGCUGAAUUGGCCCAGUUCGUUUACAAACCUAAGUUCAAGCACGUUCUUUAUCAGCCCCCCGACCCACUUUGCCUUCCGUUCUCGACGAAUUACGCGGCUCUAUGUUCAGUUAUCGAUACACUUGAGAUCGAGAAAGACCCCUACGUUGUCUCUUUGCGCAAACAAAUCAAAAAGACCAUUCCAGGCUCAGCGGAAUUCCAUCGGUUGGAUCAGAAAUUGUCAACGGUCAUCAGCAAACGAAAUUCUUUUACGCACAAGGGUCUCAAAGACUUCUCUAACGCUACAUCCAGCAUCUGCCAAGACAUAGGGCCGUGGGCUGCAGAUUGGUUUGUUGAGAAGGUGUUGGCGAAAGCAAAACUAGCCGCGAAUCCACACAACAAUUUCAUGUCCAGCUGGAAGAAUUCAGAGAAAGCCUAUCUCCUGGGCAUUCUCAACCAGAUUGUUGUUUCUCCUGUUUCGUACUAUCCUGACGAUAUAACAGAUGAUUCUUCCGACAAAGUUCGUGUUCUUGUUGAAUGUCUUCUGGCCGAGAAGGCAGAAGCAGAGGCACAUGAUGAAGCUUAUAGCGGGAUUAUCUUUGUCCAACGUCGAGAUGCAGUUCUAGCGCUAGCUGAGCUGCUCUCAAAUCAUCCUCAGACAAAGGACCAAUUUCGGGUGGGGCUACUUAUUGGGACGUCUGAAAGCUCAUACCGGCACGCUGUAAUGGACAUAACGCGCAAUCUCAUCCGAGAAUCGCAAGAGGAUACCAUCGCUGACUUCAAAAUAGGAGAGAAAAAUCUAAUUGUCUCUACCUCCGUUGCUGAAGAAGGCAUUGACAUUCAGGCUUGUGGAAGUGUCAUACGGUGGGACCCUCCGCCUAAUAUGGCCAGCUGGGCACAAAGUAGAGGCAGGGCACGUCGUCAAAGGAGUACUUUUACGGUGAUGUUCGAAGAUGGAAGUAAAAAUCAGAAGGACGUCGCUAAGUGGGAAAAUCUGGAACGACAAAUGGUGGCAUUGUACAACGACCCAACGCGAGAUCUAGAGUUCAUUUUGGACGAACAGGAUUCGGAUGAAAUGGAGGAGGAGGAAGACGACGACUGGGUAUUUCGACACCCAUCCACCGGUGCUCUGCUGACUCUCCACUCCGCCGUCUCUCACCUAUCCCACUUCUGUGCCGUCAUCCCAAAUUCAGCUCACGUUGAUAACCGCCCAUUAUAUGAUAUCGAUCCACCUGAUUUCAUAGAAGGCUGGCAUGCCUUGGAGCCCCAUGCGCGUGCAAUAAUUCCCUAUACCGGACCAUACGGGUCAAAGGUGACCCUUCCGCGGGCCCUGCCGCUCCCCACUCGCGAAUUUUUCGUGGAACGCAUGUACGACACCAAAAUAUCUGCGCAUCGUCAUGCAGCCUUUCGCGCUUAUUUCUCGCUGUACGAAGCAGGUUUGUUGAAUGACAAUUUACUUCCAAUAACUAGCAUUAUUGAGCCAGAGCUGGAGGAGGAGGUGAAAGCAAUGCUCGCAGACGUAGAGCGUCGCAGUGGGUUUGCCAAAGUCUCGAUUCAGAUGGAUCCUUGGAAAUCUGAAGAUGAAGUCCACCAAGGGUAUUUGUGGAUGUCGGAACUGGUUUUGGGGGCCUUGCCUCCAUUGUUACUGUUCACUCAGUCAGAGAUGGUGAACCUUGCGGGAGAAAACGCUCCCGUACUAUAUUACCCUGGGCGUGGGGCAAUCAAAGCGAGCCUUCGUCUUAUGCGCCGAAUGAAUGAAGAAGACGUCGUCCUUCUAGACAAAGCUCGUGAGUAUACCAGGAGACUCUUCUGGUGCUUGAACGGUGUCCGAAUGGAUUGGGAUCAACUCGAUUUUUCCUAUUUGUUCUUGCCUCUCGACGGGCAUGAAGAAGACACUUGGGAUAUUCGUCGGUCAUGGCUUUCAACCACUCGACCGCUUUUUGAUUCACAUGAACUGGAAUUUAUCGCCGACGGGGAGUCAUUUGGCAAACAAUUCUCGUUUCCUGAAGAUCUGGCUAUAGUUCGAAGGUAUCCCCAAUUUGGAAAGCCUUACAAGUUUGUGAGAUGGAGAUUUGACCCGCUUUCGCAAGACGAGGAACUUGAGCUAAGGGAAUUAUAUGGCGAGAAACUCUCAGAGUUGGAAGUGACUUAUCCACUCAUCGUUCUCCUUUCGCCAGUUGACGCCGAUUACGCCUUCCUCCUUCCGGCUCUCCUUCGCUCAAUUGGAAUGCUCACUACCACACACUCCUUACAAAAAGCAGUGUUCACACCAGCCUCUCCCAUUAGUUCUAUUCCGAUGCAACUCCUUAUGGUCGCAAUCACUGCCCCAUCAUCAAACGAAAGGAAGAAUUACCAGCGUCUAGAGACGCUUGGGGACACCGUCCUAAAGUUUGUAUGUGGAAUACAACUCCUUUCCGAGUAUCCGCUGUGGCAUGAGGGGUAUCUCACAAGAAAGAAGGAUCAUGCAGUGUCGAAUGUUCGCCUAGCCAAGGAAAACGUUGCUCGAGAACUCUAUCGAUGGAUUAUACGAGACAUGCUCCUGGGAAAGAAAUGGAAACCUCACUACCUCUCGAAGAAAGACGCAGAGACCACUCCAGAACCCGAUAAAAUGACCGUCGAAGAAGUUAACACCAAGAAGAAGAAGAAGAAAGGCAAGAGCCAAUCGUUAUCAACAAAAGUUUUGGCAGACGUCGUUGAAUCAAUCAUUGGCGCUGCGUACCUUCACGGUGGUUUCGAUUUGGGAUACGAAUGCAUCAAAUUCUUCGAUCUAGGUCUCAAAUGGCAACCACUCCCCACGCGUAUCGAACAGUUGCUAAGCCGGGCUCGAGAUUCAGAAGAAACGCCUUACCCUCAUCAACUAGUCGAUGUUGAAUCGAUGCUGGGAUACACCUUUAACCACAAACUUCUUCUAAUCGAAGCAUUAACCCACGCUAGUUAUCAACAAGACCAGUAUACAUCAUCAUCAUACGAACGAAUGGAAUUUUUGGGCGAUUCUAUUCUUGAUAUGAUAGUGACUGAUUAUCUUUAUCGUGCGCCAGGAAAGGAAUAUAGCCCAGGUCAUAUGCAUCUACGGAAAUCAGCGGUGGUCAACGCCCAUUUCCUCGCCUUUAUUUGCCUCCGGACCUGCUUGCACUUCGACGCUAGUAUGCCCCGCCCAUCGCCAGACUCCCAGGGAGACCAAGGCCCUGUUAAGAUUGAACUCGCUCCAGAUAGCCAGGAAAUCUACUUGUGGCAGUGUCUUCUUCACUCCAGCCCUCGAGUUCUGGAUGACCAGUCCAACACCUUUAUCCGAUUCCGAAAAUGCAAAGCAGUUAUUGAAAAAGCUCUGGAGAAAGGCAUUAUAUUCCCAUGGGCGGCUUUGACUCGCCUCCAGGCGCCCAAGUUCCUGAGUGACAUGGUGGAGAGUCUCAUUGGAGCGAUCUUUCUUGACUCAAACGGGGACAUGGAUUGCGUCAAAGGGGUCCUUCGCAAGACGGGUAUCAUACAGAUCCUUGAGAGGAUAGUCCGCGACGAUGUCGACAUCUUGCACCCCGUAUCGCGAUUGUCAGACUGGGCUUCAAAGAACGACAAAGAAAUCGAAUACAAAUUCGAGAAGAGUAAGGGUAAUGUUUCGUGCAUUAUCCUCGUGAAUGGAAAGGAGGAAAUUCGUGAAACAGCAGUGUAUCGAGGAACUGCAAGCCAAGACGAGGUCAAAUUCGCCGCAGCGGAGAAGGCGAUUCUCACCUUCAAGCUUCGUGACGGUAAUACCAAAUAUGUGCCGAAGAAGAAACCAAAGAAGAAAAAGAAGAAAGUGCAGGCUUUGUGA
Molecule: messenger RNA, 4410 nt
Organism: Laccaria bicolor S238N-H82
Lineage: Eukaryota; Fungi; Basidiomycota; Agaricomycetes; Agaricales; Hydnangiaceae
Exons: 6
Coding region: 1-4410 (1469 amino acids)
Biological process (GO): siRNA processing
Cellular component (GO): nucleus; cytoplasm; RISC complex
Molecular function (GO): ribonuclease III activity; RNA binding; ATP binding
Source: RefSeq, a predicted model, not a curated record